AUGUCGAAACUUAACCCUCUCCACUGGUCACGGAAAUGGCAAAUUAUUGGCGGUCUCGGAGCCACAGCAGUCAUUGUCGCCGUGAUAGUGGGAGCUGUCGUAGGCACAGAAGACUCAGGCUCCAGCUCAUAUCCCGAUUACAGCUCGUUGAACUACACAAUUUCUGAGCGCAUGAAUGGAACGACAUUCUUCGACCACUUCGACUACUACGACCAAGCUGAUCCGAGUAGCGGCUCGGUCGUUUAUCUUUCUCAAGAGUCGGCGGCCUACAGUAAUCUUACAUAUGCUGGAGCGUCGUCGGCCAUCCUCAGAGUGGACAGUACAAACUCGGGUACUACAGACAGAAACUCUGUGCGCAUCACGUCCAAGAAUCAAUGGGAUACUGGACUUUUUGUGUUCGAUGUCAUCCAUUCCCCAUAUGGCUGCGGUACAUGGCCUGCUGUGUGGCUGUCCGACCCCAACAACUGGCCUGAACAUGGAGAGAUUGAUGUUAUCGAGGCUGUUGAGCAAGGAAACAAGGGAAAUCAGAUGACACUGCACACCUCCAAGGGCUGCACAAUGAAGACGAAGCGUGAAGAGACUGGCACAGUGUCUGGCACGAAUUGCUGGAACUCGACAAACGAGAAUGAAGGAUGCGGCGUUUUUGGCCCCAAGAGCAGUUACGGAGCAGCCUUAAAUGAGGCAGGUGGUGCAGUGAGUUGUUCUCUGGUAUCAUGUUUGCCUCCGGGUACUAACAUCUCGAACAGNCUUUUUGCUAUGGAACUUCGCGAUGCAGGUAUUCGCAUGUGGACUUUCAGCCGCUCAAAUCCACCCUCAGACCUUCUCUCUACCAAUGAUUCCUCCCCUGAUCCAUCACAAUGGGGAACUCCUGUCGCCGACUUCCCCAGCACUGAUUGUGAAAUCUCUUCUCAUUUCAAAAAUCAGUCCAUCAUCGCAAACAUCGACUUAUGUGGUAGUUGGGCAGGCGCAACCAGUGUGUAUUCGAAAGAAUACGGCUGUCCGGGCACUUGUGCAGAUCUUGUCAAGAACAACGCCACUGCGUUUGAGAAUGCGUAUUGGGAGUUUGGAAGCUUCAGAGUAUGGACGGCUUCAUAG
Molecule: messenger RNA, 1095 nt
Organism: Aureobasidium uvarum
Lineage: Eukaryota; Fungi; Ascomycota; Dothideomycetes; Dothideales; Saccotheciaceae
Source: the annotation of a GenBank genome assembly